Molecule: messenger RNA, 1945 nt
Organism: Aspergillus calidoustus
Lineage: Eukaryota; Fungi; Ascomycota; Eurotiomycetes; Eurotiales; Aspergillaceae
Source: the annotation of a GenBank genome assembly
GAAAAUGUGGAGAGCUGCCUAAGGCCCCUUCAAGUCGCGAUAUCACAUUUGAUCGACAUCUCACAAUCCCGAAACAUCCCUCCUCUGCCAAAUCUACACUCAAUUAUUUCUUGCAUAACCUUAACAACAGCCACACCCGCUCUCUCUAUUUUCAAGUUCCUCCCAGGUGUUCCGCAACACCACCGACAAUGUUCAACCCCAGCCCAUGGCGCUACAAUCAACCGCCGCCGCAGGGGCAACCGCAAAACACGAUCGUGAUCGACUCCGAAUCAGACGAGAAUGACGACGAGGAUGUCCAGCAGAUGCUGAUUGAGUUUACCGCUGGUGGGAAUGGACAACAACCGUCAAAUAUUGGGUUAACCGGCUUUGCCAGAAGACCACCCCUCCAUCCACACGCUCCCAGCCAGAAUCAUAGCCGCAGUCAUAGCCACCUCUCCCACGUCCCCGGCCCCUCAUCGCUAACAUACCCGCCCCCGCUCUCCCACGAACAAGAGAUGAAACUCCGCAGCCGUCUCCGAGAGGAGCGACAUGCCGCGCUCUGUGUACUUAUGGAUCGCGAGCUGCUUACGAUUCAGGCGCUUGCUGCGCAGGAGACCCUCCCACAAACCCGCCGCCGCUUCCUCACGAAACUCCUCUCCCCCGACGACCCAGAUACCGCUGCGGCGUUGCGCGCGGACCAAGUUUUGAUACCGAUGAGCAGUACGCUGUUUGCGCGAGCGUCGUCAUCUUCGGCACAGCAAACUACGUCUAGUUCAAGUAUCGAUAGCGUAGUGGCUGUCUCGAGGGGGAUAGUGGAUGUUUGCGAGACGGAUGAUUCGGGGUGGUAUCGCGAAAAUGAUGGCGGCGGUGGUGGCUCAGGGCCAGCGGUUUCGUCUCCGGGGGCGUUGGGGAAGGUUAGAGGGAAAGGGGCGGGCACGCCGGAGAGAACGAGGGGGAAGGGGAGGGUCUCGUCUGGGAGGCAUUCGGGGCAUCAGGGCCAGACGAGGGAAAGGCGGAGGAGGUGGAGUGGGGCAGAGAGGCAGGAUUAUGGGGUUACCAUGAUGCCCCCUUGAUAGCUUGGUUGACUUUGGUAAACUGGUUGAGUUGGUCAUUGAUGAGUUAUGAUUAUGCGCGGGUAACGACUUUACGAUCUGUUUUGGAGUCUACGCGGAACUGCGCAUUUAUGGAGCAAGGUGAAUUCGAACUCAAAUUGCCAAUCAUAUCCCGUUUUAGGUCUUGUACAUCUUCGGCCGUUUCAGAGCAAGAGCAAAAAAAAGCCAAACACGUGAAGCUAUGGUACACAAAGUAUAAAGAAUAAAGGAGUUUGAGGAUAUCAAGGAAGAAAAGGCGGGAGGUAGAGAUGAGGCUCUACUAGGUAUACAAUGCGAUCCCUACAUCACGGACUCCAACCUGUGAUGGCUUCCCUAGGGUUUCCAAAGUACAACGUGUGGUUUGCACAAACAGACUCGUUUUAUCGUCUAGUCCCAGAUUGGCCGGCCAUCUGUCGGCGAGUGGCCCGGUCAUGGCUGAAUGGUGCGAUGCUGCGAUGCUGCGACGCGGAAUGCAAAUAUUAAGCACUUUCAUGUCCUUUUCUUGCAUCACGACUUGAAUGGUUUAAUUUCAUGUAAUGUUGUGAGAGUGGACAGUGUCGAAGGUGCGAGAGGCUGUUUCAGCCUGUAUGAAAGCGUGGACAAUGUCUAUUUCUGGGCGUUAAGCAGGCUCUCUGCAUCUCCGACCUGCUUACGCUCAGAGACUUCUCUGGUGCGCAUCCGUGCGCGUAUGGCUUGUAUGUUCAUCGGCGUCAAUCCUUGGGUUGGCGCGGGAUCGGGUUCUGAAUAAAAGGGGUGAAGUCUAUGGGAAGUAGAAAACCGAACGCGACCAUCCCUCAUGACUGGUAAUUGUCAUUGGAGGGGCUCUGAACUCGACGAUAAGCGGUUCAGAUGGAGGUAGACGUCCGUUCCGUAUC